GUUGCCGCCAGCCACAGCUCGCCAAAGUCAGUCGAUCGAUCAUGGGCGCCGUGACCAAGUACCCGUAUCCGAAGCACACGUGGUCCCCUGCCGGCGGGUGGUGGAACAAGCCCGCGAACUGGAAGAACCGCACAGGCAUCCUGGCUGGCGUCAUGGUACUGCUGAUCGUGCCCAUGACGGCGUUCUCGACCAAGCACAAUCGAACGUACAGCCACCUCCCCAAGAAGGACGACGAAGAGUAGAUUGCACGGCAUUUCACCCGUGUGCCAGUCGCAAAUUGAACACUCGAAUUAUCUCGGACCGCACGUGUUGAGAUGUGUAUAAGAUUAAGAGAUUAAAACUGAUGCCGAGACCGGUCGAUCUCUUUCACGUCGCUCGCUGCUGCGUCC
This is a messenger RNA of Aphanomyces invadans, 389 nucleotides long. RefSeq lists its product as hypothetical. The record is from RefSeq and is a predicted model, not a curated record. The transcript has a single exon. NCBI's taxonomy places the organism in Eukaryota, Oomycota, Saprolegniomycetes, Saprolegniales, Verrucalvaceae. Bases 42 to 242 code for a protein of 66 amino acids.